Pelobates fuscus (common spadefoot toad) is the source of this 802-nucleotide messenger RNA. RefSeq names its product RAB38, member RAS oncogene family (gene RAB38). NCBI's taxonomy places the organism in Eukaryota, Metazoa, Chordata, Amphibia, Anura, Pelobatidae. Gene Ontology annotation, cellular component: phagocytic vesicle; late endosome; lysosome. The transcript is spliced from 3 exons. Gene Ontology annotation, molecular function: GTP binding; GTPase activity. The coding region runs from base 104 to 739 and encodes 211 amino acids. The record is from RefSeq and is a predicted model, not a curated record. Gene Ontology annotation, biological process: endosome to lysosome transport; phagosome-lysosome fusion.
UUUGUGCCGGUCUGCCAUGCCCUCCCCCUCUCCCUCCUCCUGACCCUGGACAGAUUUCACUAGAGAGAAUGGGAUUAGUUUUACAGGGAGUCAGGAUACCAAGAUGCAGAGUCACCAGAAAGAGCACCUUUAUAAGAUCUUAGUAAUCGGGGACCUGGGAGUUGGGAAGACGAGUAUCAUCAAACGUUAUGUCCACCAAAAUUUCUCACCACAUUACCGAGCUACCAUCGGGGUCGAUUUCGCCUUGAAAGUUCUAAGUUGGGACUCUGAUACCGUGGUACGGUUGCAGUUGUGGGAUAUUGCUGGCCAAGAACGGUUCGGAAACAUGACAAGAGUUUACUAUCGAGAAGCUGUUGGAGCAUUUAUUGUCUUCGAUGUCACAAGGCCAGCAACAUUUGAAGCUGUGACAAAAUGGAAAGAAGAUUUAGACUCAAAAUUGACUCUAUCUAAUGGCACACCUGUAUCAGCUGUGCUUUUAGCCAAUAAAUGUGAUCAGGGAAAAGAUGGGCUCAAAAACAACGGCAUCAAACUGGACCAGUUUUGCAAAGAGCACGGUUUUGUUGGCUGGUAUGAAACAUCGGCAAAGGAAAAUAUAAAUAUUGAUGAAGCUUCCAGAUGUCUGGUGAACCACAUAAUCGCCAGCGAGAGUGAUUUAAUGCAGCCGGUGGAAUCAGAUGUUGUAAAGCCCCAAAUGAAUUCCUCAAAAAUAGCUAAUUGUUCUGCUUGCUUUAAAUCCUAGGGGUUAUUCCUCGGCACACUUGUUCAAUAAAAAUGCCAAUAAAUGCUUUCUGGUUAGCAAAUA